Messenger RNA from Saccostrea cuccullata (small rock oyster), 1918 nucleotides. RefSeq lists its product as uncharacterized. Lineage: Eukaryota; Metazoa; Mollusca; Bivalvia; Ostreida; Ostreidae. The coding region runs from base 89 to 1309 and encodes 406 amino acids. The transcript is spliced from 2 exons. The record is from RefSeq and is a predicted model, not a curated record.
UACAGCGCUUGCUAAACCUAUAUAAAAACUCUUAACAAAUACAAGUAAGUGCACUGCAGUUAUAUAGACGUUGCAAAAAGUUAGCAGAAUGGAUCGUCGACGAGAAGAAGACAUAGAAAUGGGUGUGAUGAAUAGGGGAUAUUCGCAUGAUGAAGACCAAGAUUCCAAUGAGAUGAGACGCGCCUUGAACCAGGAGGAGAAGGAGGAGAGAACACCAAGGAACGUAUGCUGGUAUACGUUCACUCGUGUUUUGUCAGCGCUUCUGAUAAUUGGGAACGUCGUUUUGGAUUGGCUUCAAUAUUUUGACAUUAAGGACCCAAUCACUGAUAUCAAGGACAAACUUUCUGAUAUCAUUCACGCACCUGCUUCGUCCGAAGGUUUGAGUACCAGUGAUCCAUUACCCAAAAACGCAUCAUACUGCACGGAUGACUCAGUAAAAGAUGAACUGACGAAAAAGUUCAUGUACUUUACCAUUGCUGGAUCCGUUCUCUCUGCCUUUCAACUAGCCAAGAUAAUUUAUCAGAUAGUUUUAAAUCACAAGCGUGACCCAGCAGAGACGAUACCAGACAAAAUUGAUGGCAAAGUUGAGGUCUUCUUCACAACAUUGUUUGUGGAGAUUCCACAAAACUACCUACUCCUUAAGUACGAUAACAUCAUAUGUUUUAACUGUGAGAUAGAGUGGAAUGGAAAGAAAAUUAAGCGCUUUUUAAACGGCCUUGGCUCUGAACUAGCCAGUGUUUGGCGCUAUAUCACCAGUAGCAAAUGUUGCGAUGGAAGUGGUGGAGUUGUCAAACGUAAAGUUCAACGCAGCAAUUGCUGUUGCUGUAGUUGCUGUAGUGGAGCCCUUUGCACAAGAAUGUUUUGGACCUGCGUGGAAGGCUGGUUUCCUUGUGUCAUUCUCUGUCGGGGGUAUGAGGGAUGUUCUUAUUUGACAUGCAGCUACUUAACGUAUAAUAGCGGCUUCUUCUGGUGGAAUUGUUGUCCAUUUGCCUGCUGCUACUCCUGUUGUGAGGGUCCGAAGUGUAAAUCUUGUGAAGAUUGCUUCAAAUGUGACAAUUGCUGCAAAUGUUGCGACAAUUGUUGCAAAUGUUUCGACAAUUGUUGCAAUUGUAGCGACGUGUCGUGUGGUCAGUGUUUGAUUGAUUGUCUACUCAGCAUCAUUCGAUUUUUCGGUGGAAUAUUUACGACAUUAUAUACUGCUAUGUAUGUUUUACGUGUACUGGAGUAUUUCUGUGUGGUUCUCCCGACAGAGUUUGCUGAGGCAUUUGUUAGCAUUAUGGAUACCGUGUUUGGUUGGAUUUUAAACUGACAUUAUUUUGGCGGUCUUCUUUUUAAAGAACAAGGUUAACUUUUGCCUUUUUUUUGCCUUCAGAAUUUCUUUAAAACUGAAACUGCUUAGUUUUAGAUAACAAUGCAUUGAAUAUCUUUUAGAUAUUUGGUGAUUGCUUAUCUUUCAAACAUGACGUAAUUUUCUGGUUAGUCAAUGCAUUGUGACAUUGUGAAAUGCGUCAAUUUCCUCAUAUUCUGAAAAAGUCUACAAAAAGGCCAAUUUUAAAAGCUAUUUUUGAUAUUUAAUAUAGAGCGCAACCUUUUAUUUAAAAUAUGCAACUAGUAAACGACAGAACUGAUUCUUAGGAUUCAAAGACAUGUUUUAUUCUUUAGAUUAUAGAGUGCGCUCAUAUUAUUUUUCUUUAUUGAAAGUACUCAAGUAUACUUAUUUACCUUAAAAUUCAUGAACAUUGCAAUUUUAAAAAGCCAGUUCUCCAAGACCUGGACUUUUAGGAGAAAUUUUUAAUAGAACUGAAAGCACCUAGUCUCUGUUUUAUUUUAAUACUUCAAAUGGAAAAUCAAGUGUUAAUCAAUCAAUUUGUAAAGCUACAUGGCCAUUUUAUGCAUAGCGUAAACAAAGCUAUUUCUG